Prunus dulcis (almond) is the source of this 1084-nucleotide messenger RNA. RefSeq names its product allantoate deiminase 2-like. Bases 1 to 660 code for a protein of 219 amino acids. NCBI's taxonomy places the organism in Eukaryota, Viridiplantae, Streptophyta, Magnoliopsida, Rosales, Rosaceae. The transcript is spliced from 7 exons. Gene Ontology annotation, molecular function: hydrolase activity, acting on carbon-nitrogen (but not peptide) bonds, in linear amidines. The record is from RefSeq and is a predicted model, not a curated record.
AUGCAAGGGAACCUUUAUGUUUUACACUACAUAAUAGCAUUUAGUGAUGAAGAAGGAGUAAGGUUUCAGUCUACAUUCUUAGGCAGUGCUGCUGUAGCCGGAAUUUUGCCAGUUUCCGCACUUAAAAUAACCGAUAAAAGUGAUGUAACAAUUCAAGAUGCUCUUAAGAAGAACUCCAUAGAAAUUACAGAGGAGAACUUGUUGCAGCUCAAAUAUGACCCGAAGUCAGUCUGGGGUUAUGUUGAGAUUCAUAUUGAACAAGGACCUGUACUAGAAUGGGUUGGCUUUCCUCUAGCAGUGGUUAAAGGCAUAGCUGGACAGACACGACUAAAGGUUACAAUGAGAGGCUCUCAGGGGCAUGCUGGAACAGUGCCAAUGUCUAUGCGACAUGACCCUAUGGCCGCUGCCGCUGAAGCGAUUGUGUUAUUAGAAAGUUUAUGUAAACAUCCUCAAGAUUUUCUGUCUUUUGAUGGCCAUUGUAAAAGUUUCUCAAUGAAAUCACUUUCAACUUCACUAGUUUGUACCGUUGGAGAGAUAUCAACUUGGCCAAGUGCAAGCAAUGUCAUUCCAGGCCAGGCAAGAAGUUCAUCUCUUGACACUGCUAAAGUCGCCAGCCUGCUCAAAUGGGGUUUAUUGUCAUUCAAUUGUCAAAAUAUGUAACGAAAAUGAACUUCUUGAUUUCAGCAUGAUGCAGAUGCAGUCAUUUGUGAUUCUGAGUUGAGUUCAAAGCUAAAGUCUGCAACUUAUAUUGGACUGAAGAGAAUGACAGGUGCCGAAAUUCAGGAUGAAGUUCCUGUUUUGAUGAGCGGAGCAGGACAUGAUGCAAUGGCUCUGUCUCAUUUAACUAAGGUGGGAAUGCUUUUCGUGCGCUGUCGAGGAGGCAUAAGUCACUCCCCUGAAGAGCAUGUAUUGGACGAUGAUGUUUGGGCGUCUGGUUUGGCAAUUUUGGCAUUCAUAGAGACUCAGAUGUAAAUUGGAAAAUUUGUUGAGAUUACUGUACAGUAGUAGUAGAACAUCUCAAUAAUGUAGUAUAUGAUGAUAUUUCCCAUUUUGUGUAUAGUUUUUGCCUGCUGUUAAGGGAUCA